Molecule: messenger RNA, 741 nt
Organism: Trematomus bernacchii (emerald rockcod)
Lineage: Eukaryota; Metazoa; Chordata; Actinopteri; Perciformes; Nototheniidae
Product: general transcription factor IIF subunit 1
Exons: 3
Coding region: 1-468 (155 amino acids)
Source: RefSeq, a predicted model, not a curated record
AUGGCAAAAACUCUGCGUGGUAAGAGGACAGCAGAGGAGGAAGAGGAAGAAGUUGGUGUGAUAGUGAGACGUUCAGGCUCAUUACGACAUAGAGGACAGCCACCCGAGCCCGAGACAACUCUUUGGGAAGUCAUGUUUUGGUGGCUGCCAGACCUAGACGAUGAAGAGGAUGAGGAGGAAGAUGAAGACGAUGAUGGACUUGUCAAAAAAGGAAAGUCAAAGAAAGGAGCAUCAAGAGGUCUUAGAAACAAGCCACUGCCAGACAAAAAACUCAUGAAGCCAAAUGAAGGGAAAUUAAAGGACAGGAGAGCUAAGAAAGACAGGGUCGAAGAAAUCAAAGACAUGAAGACAAUAGAUCAGGAGGAACCUGAAAAAACAGCAGAUGAGGAAGAUGAGGAAGAUGAGGAGGUAAAGCCUGAGAAGACUAAAAAGCUGCAGGAAAAGAAGAAAAAGACUCAAAAGGGAUGAGUUCAAUGUUUCUACUGUUUCCAAUGUCCUCUUUUAAAUAUGCUUCUACUUAGACUCAAAAGUCUUGCUUCCAGAUAAAUGACUUCAAUGUCAAUAUGGUAGAUUUUGGCUGCUUUGCUACAGAUGUGAUUUUGUGUAGUGACAUGUUUGAUUCAAAAUUCUGACUGCUUUAUUUAAACCUGUGAUCAUUUGGAGGCCUUUAGAGGUGAAAGAUCUACAUUUUUAUUAAAUUGCUUAUCAAUCGCACCAGCUCAGUUUACUGUCAAUAAUUAA